AUGGGGAUACCUUGGCUGGAGCGUACGAACCGUUUCGCUAACGCCCAACAGAAUAAUCCCGCCUCAUCCGAUCCCCUCACCAAAUCCAUAUUUACUCAGUUUAAUGCUAUGGCACUUCUUUUUCAUCAAGAUGAUGUCAAUGAUCUUAGCUUCUGCAUGAAAAAUAUAACUGAGGAGUGGAAUGAAGCUUUCGAUUUCUCACAUGAUACGAGAUUCUUGGCGAAUUGCAUCCAAAAGAACAAUGGCAAUCUCGCUCAGCGGUUGUGUACCGCAGCAGAUAUAAAGUUCUAUAUAAGUACUAUUUCAGAGGCCGAGAAACAAGGGUUUAAGACUUCAAGUUAUGUCAAAGGUAACAAGAACUGCAAUCUUACUUCUUGGGUUUCUGGAUGCGAACCAGGCUGGUCUUGUGCCGCUCCCAAAGAUGUCCAAGUUGACCUAACAAACAAAGAAGAUAUGCCUUAUAGAACUUCAAAUUGUGAACCUUGUUGUGAGGGUUUCUUUUGUCCAACUGGACUCACCUGUAUGAUCCCUUGUCCUUCUGGAUCAUACUGUCCUCUUGCUCAGCUAAACCCCCAAACUAACAUAUGCGAUCCAUAUCGCUACCAACCUCCGCCCGGUGCAACUAACCAUACUUGUGGUGGAGCCGAUGUCUGGGCAGAUGUAACCAGUAGUCGUGAGGUAUUUUGUCCAGGAGGGUACUUCUGUCCAAGUUCAGUUGAGAAACAUUCUUGCGAACCCGGACAUUAUUGCAGACUUGGAUCAACAUAUGAAACAGAGUGUUUUCAGUUUGCUACAUGUAAUAGAGGGUCUGUAAAUCAAAAUAUCACUGCCUAUGGAAUAAUGACUUGUGCUGGGUUAAUACUCUUGCUGCUCAUUUUUUACAAUUGUACUGAUCAAGUUAUCACCACUAGAGAGAAAAGGAAAGCAAAAUCAAGAGAAGCUGCUGCACAAAGUGCAAAAGAAUUAGCACAAGAAAGAUGGAGAUCCGCAAAAGAAACCGCAAAGAGAGGGCUAUCAAGAACAUUUUCGCGCAAGAAAUCUUCUAUGCCCGAACCGUCACAAGGUGCAACAUCAUCAAAAGAAGAAAUGCAUGAUAUUGAAGAAGAUCCGGAAGAUCGCGAUACUGUUAGUGUAGACAUUGAAGCGAAAAAAGCGAAAAAGGAAUUAAAAGCUAAAAAAUUACACACGCGUAGCGAAAUUUUUAAGUACGCGUAUGGUCAGAUCGAAAAAGAAAAGGCAAUGGAACAAGAACAAGCAGAUUUAACAUUCUCUGGGGUGAUUUCUAUGGCUACUGAAGCAAGCUAUAGAAGUAGGCCAAAAAUUGAAGUUUCUUUUGAAGAUUUGACUCUUACAUUAAAGGGUACAAAGAAACAUUUGUUAAGAAGUGUGAGUGGAAAAAUAUCACCUGGUCAUGUAUCAGCUGUUAUGGGUCCUUCUGGAGCUGGUAAAACAACAUUUCUUUCGGCCUUAACCGGAAAAGCAAGGGGAUGCACAGUGAAUGGAUCGAUUCUUAUAAACGGGAAACGCGAAUCGAUGAAUUCUUAUAAGAGAAUAAUCGGGUUCGUACCCCAAGACGAUAUUGUACAUGGUGAUUUGACCGUCGAAGAGAAUCUUUGGUUUAGUGCAAGAUGCAGGCUUCCAGCAAAACUUUCUCGAGCUGAAAAGGUUCUUGUUGUAGAAAGAACUAUAGAGUCUUUAGGGUUACAACAUGUGAGGGAUUCUUUAGUUGGUACAGUGGAGAAGAGGGGAAUAUCAGGGGGUCAAAGAAAACGUGUAAAUGUUGGUCUGGAAAUGGUGAUGGAACCUUCUUUAUUAAUCUUAGAUGAACCCACUUCUGGUCUGGACAGUUCAUCUUCUCAGUUAUUACUUAAAGCACUUCGCCGUGAAGCUCAUGAAGGAGUAAAUGUGUGCAUGGUGGUUCACCAACCUAGCUAUAGUCUAUUCCGGAUGUUUGAUGAUUUGAUACUGCUGGCAAAAGGUGGUCUUGUUGCCUAUCUUGGACCAGUGAGUCAAGUUGAAGAAUACUUUUCAGGCAUCGGUAUCCAUGUACCCGAACGGGUCAACCCUCCGGAUCAUUACAUUGAUAUCUUGGAGGGUAUUAACACUACAUCAGGUGUCAACUACAAAGAUCUCCCACUCAAAUGGAUGACUCAUAAUGGUUACCCCAUACCACCUGACAUGCAAGAUCCUGAUUUAAAGCCCGAAUCUUCACACGGCUCGACUUCAACUGUUGGUGGGCAUGAUGAUCGGUCUUUUGUGACCGAGUUAUGGCAAGAGUUUAAGGACAUUAUUCAUAUGAAAAACGAUAGCUUUUUAAGUUAUUUUUCGAGGCGAAAAGAUUUGUCUAAUCGCAUAACCCCUGGUGCGGUUCAACAAUAUCGAUUCUUUCUUGGAAGGGUGGCAAAACAGCGAAUACGUGAAGCUAGGUUACAAGCUGUAGAUUUACUGCUUUUGCUAAUAGCAGGAAUCUCUCUAGGAACACUUGCUAAAGUUAGUGAUGAAAACUUUGGGGCAGUCGGAUAUACUUACACCAUUAUUGCAUAUUCUUUACUCGGCAAGAUUUCGGCUAUGAGAUCAUUUACAUCGGAUAAAUUACAAUUUUGGCGAGAACGAAGUUCUGGAAUGAGUUGUUUUGCAUAUUUUUUCUCCAAAGAUACAAUCGAUCAGUUCAGCACCAUAAUAAAACCCGCGGUUUAUCUAUGCACAUUUUACUAUUUUAACCCUCCAAGAUCUUCAUUACUCGAUAACUACGUCGUUUUACUUUGCUUGUUGUAUUGUGUAUCCGGCUUCGCUUAUGCACUAGCCAUCUACCUUGACGCUGGUGCUGCCCAACUGUGGUCAGUGUUGCUUCCAGUUGUGUUGACUCUUAUUUCAACCCAAAAUGAUGAAAAGGGAUCAAUAAUACCUCUUCUCAAAAAAUUGUCCUACCCUUCAUGGGCUUUAGAAGCCUUUGUGCUAGCUAAUGCAGAAAGGUACCGCGCGGUGUGGUUGCUAACAAGAUGUGCCGCGAUCGCCAAAAGAGGCUACGAUCUACGUGACUGGAAAUAUUGCUUGAUGCGUUUACUACUCGCUGGAUUAGGGUUUCGCGCUUUGGCUUUGUUCUUGUUAGUGUUCUGCCAGAAGAAGUAG
Molecule: messenger RNA, 3129 nt
Organism: Helianthus annuus (common sunflower)
Lineage: Eukaryota; Viridiplantae; Streptophyta; Magnoliopsida; Asterales; Asteraceae
Product: ABC transporter G family member 28
Exons: 14
Coding region: 1-3129 (1042 amino acids)
Molecular function (GO): ATP binding; ATP hydrolysis activity; ABC-type transporter activity
Source: RefSeq, a predicted model, not a curated record